AUAUAUAUACUCAUGACAUCAACUUUGAGGAGAAGGCUUCAUCAUGGGGAUGUUGGUGGCAAAAAGAAUGAGCAUUUUGAUUCUUUGGGCUCUGAUGAUGGUUUGAAUGAGCCUUUACUUGGGUACCAGAAAUAUGAUGACAGUGAUCAGGUAAGUACGCUUGAAGAAGUGUUGGAUGAAGGGCGAAGACGGGAACGUCUGCACUGGACGCUGCUAUUUUCUCAUCUGAUUUCUCAAUGGGCACAAUGGUUAGCAAAUAUUGUCUUUGUGUCUGGGUCACUUCUUGGCCGGAUUUUUCCUUUUGCCUCAACUCAAGCUGGAUCAACAGCAAAUCUUUUACCUCCUUUACUUAGCCCUUUACAGGAAGCAAGGCUCAAACAUCUCAAGCAAAGGCUAGCGAUCCCUUUUGAUGGUUCUUCCUCAGAUCAUCAAGAUGCUCUUAGGCAACUAUGGAGGUUAUCUUAUCCCGAUAGGCAGCUCCCAUCUCUUAAAUCUGAGCUUUGGAAAGAAAUGGGUUGGCAAGGAUCUGACCCUUCAACAGACUUCAGGGGUGGAGGAUUCAUAUCAUUGGAGAACCUUAUCUUCUUUGCCAAGACAUACCCGGAAUCUUUCCGGAACUUGUUGCACAAAAGAAACGGAAACAGAUCUGAGUGGGAGUAUCCAUUUGCUGUAGCUGGCAUCAAUAUAUCGUUUAUGUUGGUCCAAAUGUUUGAUCUUCAAUCAGGGACACCUAGCACCCUUGCAGGUAUCCGCUUUCUAGAAUUACUCAGCGAAGAUGACAUGGCAUUUGACAACAUCUUUUGCAUUGCCUUUGAAAUGCUCGAUGCACAAUGGCUAGCAAAACGUGCAUCAUAUAUGGAAUUUAAUGAGGUUUUGAAGGCCACGAGAGUGCAGCUAGAGCGCGAGCUUGCUCUUGAAGAUACUUCCAGUGUAAAAGAUUUACCUGCCUAUAAUCUGUUGAGGAGAUAAUUUAGCCUUUGUUUGCUCCAACAUGUUAGUUUUUUUUUUCUUCUAAUUUUUACACCUUUGUAACCCUCACUGUAUAUGAUGUAAACCAUGUUAAGAUUCUCUUUCUUGGAAAUAAAAAAAACCAAGUGCAUUAUGUUGGCUGGACCAUAGGUGUG
Molecule: messenger RNA, 1124 nt
Organism: Solanum stenotomum
Lineage: Eukaryota; Viridiplantae; Streptophyta; Magnoliopsida; Solanales; Solanaceae
Exons: 9
Coding region: 13-969 (318 amino acids)
Source: RefSeq, a predicted model, not a curated record